Fopius arisanus is the source of this 2194-nucleotide messenger RNA. RefSeq names its product genderblind (gene gb). The record is from RefSeq and is a predicted model, not a curated record. NCBI's taxonomy places the organism in Eukaryota, Metazoa, Arthropoda, Insecta, Hymenoptera, Braconidae. Bases 364 to 1824 code for a protein of 486 amino acids. Gene Ontology annotation, molecular function: L-amino acid transmembrane transporter activity. The transcript has 10 exons. Gene Ontology annotation, cellular component: membrane. Gene Ontology annotation, biological process: amino acid transmembrane transport.
GAAUUCAAUAUGGCGGGACGAGACGCCGAGCGAGGGAAAAACGAGAAAAAUUUCGACAAGAAAGUGUGAGUUAUAUAUUCAUGUGUCCACAAAUACCUGAUAUAUACACUGCGUAUAUAUAACGCAUAUUGCACACCGGGGGUUGAGGUAUCGGAUCAACGAGAGAAGAAUUAAUUCAUUCGAAUUUAAUGAACCGGAGGGUUUGGGUGAUUGAUCGAUAGAGAAUGAUUGUGUCUGAUCACGGCGUGAUACAUUCAUCGAGAACAUUGCAUCAGGAUAGGUCGAAUUUAUAAUAUUUUCUGAAGAAUUAUUUUUUACUAUUUCAAUUUAUUGUGGAUAUAUAUCUGAGAAUUUUUGGUAAAAAUGACGGAGAGAGUUGAUCCGAAGGAACUCGAGCCCAUGAAUGCCCUUGGUGGUGAACAUGAGAGAGUACGGAUGAAGAAACAGUUGGGAUUGAUGGAGGGGGUUGCCAUAAUCCUGGGAAUUAUUUUUGGAUCAGGAAUUUUUAUAUCACCCAAGGGGGUUAUCCAGGAAGUGGGUAGUGUUGGUCUGUCUCUUGUGAUAUGGGUCCUCUGUGGGCUGUUGUCGAUGAUUGGGGCCCUCUGUUACGCAGAAUUGGGGACCAGUAUACCCAGGAGUGGAGGAGAUUAUGCGUAUAUUCACGAGGCCUUUGGUGCACUGCCAUCAUUUUUGUAUUUGUGGGCAGCUAAUCUCAUCUUUGUACCCACAACAAAUGCUAUUAUGGCACUGACAUUCGCUGAGUACGUGCUACAGCCUUUUUUUCCAAGCUGCUCAAUCCCUGAUGGCAGUGUGAGACUGAUAGCAGCUCUGACAAUCUGUUUAUUAACAUUCGUUAAUUGCUACGACGUGAAGGAGACGUCAAAAAUGCAGAAUAUUUUUAUGUUCGCUAAAAUAACAGCCCUGGUGAUCAUAAUCUUCGCAGGACUUGCAUGGCUCAUACUCGGCAAGACUGAGAACUUUCACGAUUCGUUCAAAGAAACCACCACUGAUCCUGGAAGAAUAGCUGUUGCCUUCUACUCGGGUAUUUUCUCGUACUCUGGAUGGAAUUAUCUCAAUUUCAUGACUGAAGAGCUGAAGGACCCCUACGUAAAUUUACCUCGUGCCAUCUAUAUUUCUCUGCCUCUCGUCACUCUAAUUUAUGGUCUCGCUAAUAUUGCGUAUCUCGCUGUUCUUAAUCCUACGGAGAUGAUGGCCUCUAGUGCUAUUGCAGUGACACUAGGGGACAGAGUACUGGGUUCAAUGUCUUGGGUGAUGCCUGUGCUCGUCGCUGCUUCAGCAUUCGGUGGUCUCAGUGUUCACAUCAUGACUUCCUCGAGGAUGUGCUUUGUUGGGGCACGCAAUGGCCAUUUUCCCGCAAUGCUCAGUCAUAUCAAUGUCAAACGCCUGACACCCACACCUGCUCUCGUUUUUCUGUGCAUAUUGUCGUUGAUGAUGCUAUGUACGAGUGAUAUUUUUGUACUUAUAACCUACUGCAGUAUUGUGGAAUCAUUUUUCAUAAUGGUGUCGGUUGCUGGUGUUCUCUGGUUGAGGUAUUCACGUCCCAAAAUGGAGAGACCAAUAAAGGUGGCUUUAUGGAUUCCUAUAACAUUCGUUGUUAUCUGUGCCUUCUUAGUCCUUGUUCCCUGCUAUGUGAGGCCUUGGGAGGUAUUCAUGGGCACUUUGAUCACAGUAUCUGGAAUUCCCGCCUAUUUUGUGGGAAUUGAAUGGAAAAACAAACCCGACUGGUUCCAGCGAUUAAAUGUCAAAGCCACUCACUUCAUCCAGAAGUUGUUCAUAUCAGCAAGAGAGGAACUAGAUGAGUGAAAAUACCCUCGGGUUUAGGAAUUGUUCCAAAGAUUCGUCAUUUUUUCAUACCAAAUACUGAUUGACUGCUCCUCAUAUCAUAAAUGAAUCUCAUCACGCUUCGCUAUUUAUUUUGUAUUGAAAAGGGCAUUGAUGAUUGGUAUUAUUCUACAUCAUACAACUACAAAUACUAUUUUUCGGUAUUUUCUUCCUAUUUUUCUUUAUUUAUUGUAUUCAUAACAUCACGCACAGAGAUAGGAUUAACGUUAACAAGUGCUUUUUUCUUGUUGACUAAAACAAUCUGGAGUAAUAAUUUUUUCUUCAAUCUAUUUACAGAAAAAUUCAAAUUUUUACAUGCGUCGCAUGAAUAAAGAUGUUUCGAUUUUGUCAA